Messenger RNA from Penicillium mononematosum, 1428 nucleotides. RefSeq lists its product as uncharacterized. The transcript is spliced from 2 exons. The record is from RefSeq and is a predicted model, not a curated record. Gene Ontology annotation, molecular function: oxidoreductase activity. The coding region runs from base 1 to 1428 and encodes 475 amino acids. Lineage: Eukaryota; Fungi; Ascomycota; Eurotiomycetes; Eurotiales; Aspergillaceae.
AUGAAGUCCGAGACCACCAGCCGUCACCACGCGGCGCCAGCAAAGAUCCGUGAUUCCUUCUCCCGGGCCAUGUCCGCCAUGUAUGCGUCUGAGGUCCCUCUAUAUGGAAGACUGUUGUCUCUUGUCUCUCAUGUCAACAAGACGACCCUUGAGCAGGACGGUUCACUACGCCAGCGCUUGGAAGCCACAGAUGACCUGAGACCGCAUCGACAUGGAACGACAUGGCGCGAUCCGAUGCGUCGCGUGCUACACGUAAUGAACAUGCUUCCUACUGGGUUUUACGACCUCUCCGCAGCGGGAGUGCCAGUGCAUGCGACUUGCUUCCGUCCUCAUAGCGCAUCGGAGCUAUCCCAGAACCCAUUCCGUCUGUUUGUUUCGCUGUUGCAGCUGCACCUGAUCACAGAUGAAAAGCUCCGAACUAUUGUCACAGAGACUCUUGCCCGCCGUCAAAUCUUCUCAGACCGCAUGUACGAGCUGCUAGACAUCUGCGAGCGCUACGGUGGCCUUACAGACGCCGAAGCCGAGGAGUUCGUGCAGGAGGCGAGGGAUAGUUUUCGAUGGCAUGCUAGUGCUGCUGUUCCUUACGACGACUACAUGCGGCUCUUGCGCGAUAAUUCUGUCCUAGCCGAUAUUGUUGCUUUUCGGUCGCCGCACAUCAACCACCUCACGCCUCGUACCUUGGAUAUCGAUGCCGUGCAGUCCGAUAUGCUCAACCAGGGUAUUCCGCUGAAAGAAUACGUCGAAGGUCCGCCGAAAAGGAAAUGCCCCAUUCUCCUACGACAAACCAGCUUCAAAGCCAUUGAGGAGGCGAUUGAAUUUCCAAACGAAAACAAGGGCGACCCGACAGUAUUGCCCAGUGCCGUGUCUGGGUAUCAUACAGCCAGGUUUGGAGAGGUCGAGCAACGUGGUGUGGCUUUAACAGUCAAGGGGCGCCAGAUGUACGAUUCAAUGUUGCAAUCAGCCUUGCAGGAUGGCAUCACAGCCGCGCAUGGAGAGGCAUAUUCCCUUAAAUUCGCCAAAUUCCCCGACUCAUGGGAGGAUCUACGUGCGGAGGGCCUAGCGUGGUUUCAAUACCGUGUUGAUUGGGACAACCUGCAAUCGUCAGAGACUCCCAAGUCCGAUGAUCUCGAGUAUCUGAUUGGAUCUGGUUACGUGGUGUACGAGCCCAUCGUGUACGAGGAUUUCCUCCCUAUCAGCGCAGCGGGCAUCUUCCAGAGCAAUCUUGCCAAACCAGGGGCGACCAACGGCGGGUCACCAAAAAUGGUUCCUUGCAGUAACAGACGAGAAUUUGAGCUCGCCCUGGGUGUGGUAACUAUGGACGAGAUGAUACUAUACAAGAACAUCCAGGACGAGAGUCUCCUGAAAUGUCGACAAUGUGUUCAAGACUUUAAACUGGGAGUGACGACAAGACAGGAAAAGUCGAUAUAA